CGACGAGCUGGAGUUGGUUGAUUAUAUCAACGAUUUCACUAAUUUUGACGGCGAGCUUUUAGCCUUUUCCGAGAGUUCUUCGCCGACAAGUAGCCUUUGCAACACCGACGAUCCUUUCGAUUCCGACGUCGAGGAUUGCUUUGAUGUCUGUGAAGGAAAGUCGAAAAGCGAAACGACGGUGUUAGAAGUGAAGAAUGGAAAAGAUAUACAAGGAAUACCAUGGGAUAGGCUUAAUUUUACGAGAGAUAGAUAUCGUGAGACUCGGUUGAAGCAGUAUAAGAAUUUUGAAAGUCUUCCUUCUUCUCGAGAACAUUUGGAAAAGGAAUGCAAGCAAGUGAAGAGAAGCCAAUCCUUCUAUGAUUUUCAGUUUAAUACAAGACUUAUCAAGUCAACAAUUGUGCAUUUUCAGGUAAAAUUUAUGCUUGUUUUCAGGUUGUUGCAAAAUCAUAAGUAGUUUUGAUGUAGAGAUCACUUAAAGGGACCUUUGAGAUUCAAGUGUAAGGUCGUCAUAUCUUUAUAUAUUGGCCACAAGGAACAAAUGUGAAUUUCGGGAUCAUUUCUAUAGUUGAUGGAGACUAGAUUUCGAAUUUGUUUAGUUUAGCACUUGAGGACUCUAUAACAAUUUCAAAUCAAAAAAUUAAACAUAUUUAUUGUGAAGAGAAGAAUUUAAUUGAAAUUUUAUUUGACUUGAAAAUUACCCUUUUUAAUUUUCUUUUUAUCAAGGGAGAUUGUAAGGUGAAUUAUAAAACAAACAGAUCUAAGAAUUGUGAAUGUAAAUCUGAUUUUUUAAAAAAAAUAUUUAUAUCAGUUUGUUCUUUAAUUGACAUACAAUCUUUCUCGAAAGAAGCAAGCAAUUCUUAAAGGUAUCUUUUGUCAUAUGAAUAUCUAAACUAAAUUCUAUCCUUCCUAAAACCAUUUCUUAAAUUACUUUAUAUGCUACUCUAGAGUACUCAGUGUUGAAACUUGAAAGUAAACAUGAUAAGUUGAACUAUAUUCUCCAUCAAAUAUGGUAAUGAUUGUGAAAAUUACUCUUUUCUUUGCUGCUAAUAUAUCAAAAUUGACCAGUUUACAUUUUGAUUUGCAAGGUCCUUUAUGUGGCUUUUCAGUUAAGGGUCCCAAGGAAACUUACUUAGCAAAGAGUGUCUAACGCGAGUUUGUACCCAUGUGUCAGACACAACCAUUUCAUGAAAAUUUUGCAUGAUUUUGGUCCAAAAUAAAGUGUCUAAUUGUCGUACCCAUAUCUGAGUGCCGAGUGUCUAAAUAGGUAUUUGAGGAAAACAUUAGAUGUUAAGAUAGGGGGUUUGCUGCGUGUUUGAGGUCUCUUAGAUCCAACUUUCAUGUAUUUCUUAUAGAAGGAUACACUCAAGAAUUUCAGCUUUAGGCUUAAGAAGUUAAGAUGGUAUAAUUGGCCUCUAGUUUGCUUGUUAAGACAUUUUUAAUGACAUUAAGCAAACAAACCUAACUAUGGCCAAGAUGAAUUGUUAUGUGGCUCAAAUUUGACCAACCUUAUUUUUCAUCACAUGUUAAAUUUCUUGGCUUAAACAAAUUGUUAUGUGGCACUAAUUGACCAGCUUCAUUUUGCUUCCCAUGUCUACGUAUUUUUACAUGUUGUAUCUGUGGGUCGUAUUUACUUCAUCUUUUUGUGCAGAUUAUUGAAGAUGUAAUCAUUACUAUUGAUUUGAUGCUUAAUACUCACAAAAUAUUCUAAAUAUAAAAGUUCGGUCAUGUAAGGAUGGAGUUAUAUCUGAGCAGCUGGCGCUUAAAGGGUACGUUUCAAUAUGGUAUGAGAGGAUAAAUAUAAUUCUGAACAUGUUAGAAAAUUAAUGAAGCUUGCAAUAAUUGUUGACAACACGAUAAUUUUUUUAUUUUGUAAUUUCUUUAAUGCUAUUACUUCCUGUUCAAUAUCUUGGAUGAUUUUUUCUUAUUUUUUAUUUUUAUAAUAAUCUUAUUGCUUAUAUACUUUGUGGUGGAUUGUAGUUUCUCAUUAUGUUCACCCUUCUGUCUGACUGUCUUUGCAUAUGUUAGUAGUUUUUUUUUUUUUUUUUUUUUUUUUUUUUUUCGUAUUUUUUCACUCUCUUCUGCACAGUCCAUAUUUAAGCUGCCGAUGGUUGGAUGCUGACUGUUCAUCAUGAUUCUGUCACCUUGUUUAAGUAAAGACUUCAAUAGUUCUAACAUACUUCCUGUGCCAUGUCAAUUGGCAAGAUGGAGAAUUAGCUAGUCCAAUGUCUACUCCAUUCUGGAUUUUAUUUUAUGUCAUUCUUAGUGGGCUUCCCAUAUCAUCAUGUAGCUGGUUGGUGUAGAUAGGCUUAUCUAUUCCACUUGAUCUGAGAUUGUAGAGGUGCUUACAUAACAGAAUUUACUAGGUUAGAAAUGCCAGACAGAGUGAUGAGUGCAUCAAUCUAAGUUUUUGAGUGUAGUGAUCUCAUUCCUGGUACUUGUAAAAAACUUAUGAUUCGUUUAUUAAGUUGGUGUGAGAAUUUGGUGGUUGUUACUAACUCUCCAAAAUCUGUUUUGUGGUUGCAGCUGAGGAAUUUGUUGUGGGCGACAUCAAAGCAUGACGUUUAUCUGAUGCAGAACUCCUCUGUUAUGCACUGGUCUGCUCUACGUAAGAAAAGUGAAGAAGUGAUUAAUGUGGCUAAACCAAUUGUGCCAACAACGAAAUGCACUCGAUCUCUUCCUCAGCCCUUGUCAAGAGUGCAGAUUAGCACAAUGUGCGUGAAGGAUAAUCUCUUGGUGGCUGGUGGUUUCCAUGGGGAGCUCAUUUGUAAGUACUUAAAUCAGCCGGAGGUGGAAUUCAGUACAAAAGUAACGACAGAGGAGAAUUCUAUUACUAAUGCAGUAGAUAUAUGCCAAAGCCCUAGUGGUUCAAAAUGGAUUAUAGCUGGCAACAAUGAUGCUCAAGUUAGAGUUUUUGAUGCUGCAAAUUUCAUUUGCAUUAAUCAUUGCUGCUUUCCUUGGUCUGUGAAUAACACCUCGAUGAGUCCUGAUGGCAAGUUAAUGGCUGUCCUUGGUGACAGUGCAGAGUGUUUGGUAUCUGAAUCUCAUACAGGGAAAGUCGUCGGUACACUCAAAGGGCACGUGGAUUAUUCAUUUGCUUCUGCUUGGCACCCUGAUGGGCGAAUCUUGGCCACCGGAAACCAAGACACAACUUGCAGACUCUGGGAUAUCAGGAACAUGUCACAAUCCCUUGAGGUACUUAAGGGAAGAAUGGGUGCCAUAAGAGCAUUGAAAUUUACUUCAGAUGGCCGGUUCAUGGCCAUGGCCGAGCCAGCUGACUUUGUCCAUAUCUUCGAUACACAAUCUGGAUAUGAGGAGGCACAAGAAAUCGACCUGUUUGGAGAGAUUGCAGGGAUUUCGUUCAGCCCCGAUACUGAAGCACUGUUUGUCGGAGUUGCUGAUCGCACUUACGGUAGUGUGCUAGAGUUUAACAGGAGACGUCAUAAUAAAUACUUGGAGGCCAUAUUUUAGGAAAUGUGGCUCUUGCAAAUGGCAAACGAACUUGUUUUUUCCACGAGUGAGAUGCAAAUAUUUGGACAUAAUAGUUGAAAGCUCUUUUUCUUUUUCGGUGUAUUUUGAACUGUGGAGGCAUUAUUUUUAGAGGUUGAUGCCGAUGCCUCGGAAGUCAUCUAGCAACUUUGCUAAUUAGGGAGCCUUUUUUUCUCCCUAUUAGCGUCAAUGUAAAGAACACAAUGUUUUUAAAAUUUUGUUCGUCUUGUGUAUUAUUAA
This is a messenger RNA of Chenopodium quinoa (quinoa), 3726 nucleotides long. RefSeq lists its product as uncharacterized. The transcript is spliced from 7 exons. NCBI's taxonomy places the organism in Eukaryota, Viridiplantae, Streptophyta, Magnoliopsida, Caryophyllales, Amaranthaceae. The record is from RefSeq and is a predicted model, not a curated record. The coding region runs from base 2449 to 3468 and encodes 339 amino acids. Gene Ontology annotation, molecular function: protein binding.